UCGCUGGCAACAUUUGCACAUGUCCGAUUUCGGCAUUUCACUUACGUGUUUUGUUUAUUUUACUUUUAAAAAUUAUCUGGAUUAGUGAUAUUAUUUAUACAAUGAAAAUCCUGUAUGUACUAUUUAUUUCAUUGACUAUAGUAAAUUGUGAUGAACAUACACAUACCUACAAGGAUGGCGAGCAAGUGGUGCUAUGGAUGAACACUGUGGGCCCAUACCACAAUCGCCAGGAGACGUAUGCGUAUUUUUCGCUACCGUUUUGUGUCGGAACCAAAGUAACAAUCGGGCACUACCAUGAAACUUUAUCGGAAGCGCUUCAAGGUGUGGAGCUUGAAUUUAGUGGACUUGACAUUACCUACAAGGACAAAGUUCCUGCACAACAGUUUUGCGCUAUAGAACUUACUGAGCAGUCGUAUAAAGCCCUCGUGUAUGCAGUGAAGAACCACUACUGGUACCAAAUGUACAUUGAUGACCUGCCUAUUUGGGGAAUCGUUGGCGAAGUUGAUGGUGACAGCUACUAUAUCUGGACUCACAAAAAGUUUGAUAUUGGCUACAAUGGGAACAGAAUAGUUGAAGUAAACCUUACUGCGGAAAAUAAGGAGCGCCUUACACCGGAUGCAAAAAUUCCGUUCACAUAUGAAGUCAAUUGGAAGCAAAGCAAUAUUAAGUUUGAAGACAGGUUUGAUAAGUACUUGGAUCCCAACUUUUUCCAGCACAGGAUCCACUGGUUCAGCAUCUUCAACAGCUUCAUGAUGGUGAUAUUUUUGGUGGGGCUGGUGUCUAUGAUUCUUAUGAGGACUCUCCGUAAAGACUAUGCCAGAUACUCUAAGGAUGAUGACCUGGAUGAUUUAGAGAAAGACUUGGGAGAUGAGUAUGGUUGGAAACAAGUACAUGGUGAUGUGUUCCGUCCUGUUCCUCACUUGGGGUUAUUCUCUGCUUUAGUAGGAGCUGGCUAUCAGCUUACCACUGUGACCUUGGCUGUCAUUAUAUUCACUAUAUUUGGUGAACUUUAUACUGAGAGGGGUUCAUUAUUGUCUACUGCUAUUUUCAUUUAUGCUGCAACUUCUCCAGUGAAUGGGUAUUUUGGGGGCUCUUUGUAUGCCAGGAUGGGUGGUAAGCUAUGGAUCAAGCAGAUGCUCCUCUCUGCUUUCUUACUCCCUGUACUAGUCUGUGGUACUGCAUUCUUUAUUAAUUUUAUUGCUAUGUAUUAUCAUGCUUCAAGAGCUAUUCCAUUUGGCAGCAUGGUGGCUGUGAUGUCCAUUUGCACUUUUGUUAUUCUGCCGCUGACUUUAGUAGGCACUGUUCUGGGCCGUAACUUAGCUGGUCAACCAGACUAUCCUUGCCGUAUCAAUGCUGUCCCUCGGCCCAUACCAGAAAAGAAGUGGUUUAUGGAACCAUUCAUAAUUAUCAUCAUGGGUGGUAUUUUACCUUUUGGUUCAAUAUUUAUUGAGAUGUACUUCAUAUUCACAUCUUUCUGGGCUUACAAAAUUUACUAUGUGUACGGAUUUAUGUUGCUUGUGUUUGUGAUCCUUAUGAUAGUGACAGUGUGUGUAACCAUUGUUUGCACAUACUUUUUGUUGAAUGCCGAGGACUACCGCUGGCAGUGGACUAGCUUCCUCUCCGCCGGAAGUACAGCUCUCUAUGUAUACUUGUAUUCCUUCUAUUACUUCCUGUUCAAAACGAAAAUGUAUGGUCUAUUUCAAACCACUUUUUACUUUGGCUACAUGGCUCUCUUCAGUUUAGCUCUUGGAAUAAUUUGCGGGACUGUAGGCUACAUUGGCACAAGUAUUUUUGUUAGGAAAAUUUAUUCGACUGUAAAGAUCGAUUGAACACAAAUUACUAGGUUGUCAAUUUUAAUUUGAUAUGGCACUGUUAUUCCAAUUGGAAUAGUGUUCUAAAUGUUUUAUUUGUUGAUUUGGUUUAUCUAUUAAGAAUUGGUUACAAAAAACGUGAGAGUUACUACAGAUGUGCAAGAUGCGGAAAGUUUCCAAAAAGUUGGAAAAAAUCUCGGAAAUUUCCGGAAAAUUACACAGGCAAUAAAGGAAACUUUCCUUUUGGAAAUGGGAAAUUUAAAUUUUCCGAUGGCACACCAGUAAGAGGAACUGUGAAUAAUGAAAAUAAUUAAUUAGGCUUGUCCUAUUGUGUUAAUGAGUUUUGGCUCAACAUUCCUAAAUAUCUAGCUGCUAAAAUUAAGUAAUUUCUCGAGUUAUAAUUUACACACACAAGAAACCCAUUGAUUUGUAUUCAUUUGUCAAACUUUUAUUACAUAAUUAUCACAGUUUUGCUUUAAAAAUCGCAACUUUAAAGAGUUCAUAGCAAUAUAUUUUUACCUAAAAUAGAGUGCAGUCAUUGAAUCAUUGUUGGUGGGUUAUUUCUAUGUAUUAAAUUAUAAAAACAUGUGGUUAAGAGUCACACACUGCCAUGUUUGGUUUUGCCGGAAUGAGUUGCUGACCAUUAAGUUCAAUGACUAUUAUAUUUAGAGAACUCACUCUAAUUACAUUUAAGACUUAAAUACCUAUACUAUGUAAAAUAAAGUAUCUAGUUUUAUUGUCUAAGUGAUGGCCUCCUAUGGGGCAAGGAAUGUGGAAUGUGUAAGGCAUCGUGUCAGGCCAAGCGGUGCUAAUAUUAAACUAUGUCUAAGUUACUUCUAUGUCCCUUAGAAAUUGUAAAUAUUGUCUUAUCCUCUACUUAGAUACAUUAACUUCUCAACUUUAUCGUGCAUUGAUAUUGAUAUAUUCACCUAUCAUGAGAUUAUGGUAUUUAAUAUUCAUAACUUUGCAGCUCUUCUGUGCUGUAAUAUUUCCCAAAUAUAAUUUGUAUGUAUUAUAUUGUAAAACUAAGAUUUUGUUGGUUUUUCAAAGUAGUCAAAAGAUUUGUUUUUGUAAUUACUAUGCCAUAACUGUACUGAUGUACUUGGUCAUGUAAAACAAUACAAUGUCAUUUUAAGAAGAA
Messenger RNA from Cydia pomonella (codling moth), 2952 nucleotides. RefSeq names its product transmembrane 9 superfamily member 3 (gene TM9SF3). Gene Ontology annotation, biological process: protein localization to membrane. The transcript has a single exon. The record is from RefSeq and is a predicted model, not a curated record. Gene Ontology annotation, cellular component: membrane. The coding region runs from base 102 to 1829 and encodes 575 amino acids. NCBI's taxonomy places the organism in Eukaryota, Metazoa, Arthropoda, Insecta, Lepidoptera, Tortricidae.